AUGGGCAACAAUUUCAACUCGCAACGAAACAACCAAUCAUGUCCACCACUGCAACUCUCCAAAAGCCAACUCUCUCAAGUUCAAGCCUUUGAUGCAGUAGAACAUUUCUUUUAUGAUUGUUUUCCAACAGAUGUUCCGAUCAAAUCCCACAAAUCUUCUUCAUAUGUGACUGAAAAGUGGUUGAAUGGUAUCGUCCAAAUCGGAGAUGACUACACAAGAAUGCUCUGUGAAAUGUCUCUGCAAUUAGAGAAUCGAGAGUUGAAAUGGCUUUCUCAAAGUUUGGAGCGCAACGAAAAGAGAAAACAACUCUGGGUCAAGAAAUUGGCUCUCUCUCGAGAAAAUGUUGAAGAUGAUCUGGGUGCAAAAAUGGAAAGCAACAGUGGUGCAUCCGUGUCGAGUGGAAUCGAAUUCACCUGCUCUACUUUUGAGUUUAACAUUCAACUCUUGGACUGUAAUCAAUCAUUUAGAAUUACCAAACAUUUACAUGCAUCCAUUAUGAGCUCUUUUAGUGAGGUCUUUGAACAAGUCAUUUAUGAAGGUGUAUCCGUAAACUCCAAUUCCUUUUCAAUAUCCCUAAAACUUGAUGGAAAUUCUUUGAGUGGACUCUCCAUGUUCCAGCGAGCAAAUUCUGCCAAUCAGAAAAAAUUAUAUCUCACCAAUUUAAUUGACUUGUUGGCUCUUGCCAUUUACUGUCCAUAUUUAUUUAUUGAAUUUUGUAUAUUUGCAAGAUUGGACGAAGUACUUGAAGUGGGAGGGGAUAUUUAUGACAAGGAUUUUUACAUUAAGGACUUGAUGCAACUGUUUGAGUUGGUCAAACUGAAACAUUUAAAUGUCUUUAACGAGUAUCUGCGAUUUGAAUUGAUGAGGCAGGGAAAGAACAGAACGGAUGAUUUGUUGCAGAGUUGGGAACAUGUAAUGUUGGAAUCGUUGGUGCACGUAGGCACAGGUGAAACAGACAACUCCACACCCUCUACAUCAAUGAUAAUGGAAAUGGCUCCCUGUCGUGAGGAACUCAUUACAUUUUCCUCCAAUUUAGAAGGUCAAUCAGAAAUCGAGACAACCAUCUCUGUCGUCAAGGAUCUUGUCUUGUGUCGAUCCAACUUUUUUAACACAAUGAUUUCAAGUGGAAUGAGUGAAUCUCAACAACAUGUGAUUGGACUUGAAUGCUCCAUCGAAGUUAUGAAAAAUAUGUUUAAUUUUGUAUAUACAGGAUCAUUUACGAAUGAGUCUAUUGCUAUUGAGUUGUUAAUGUAUUGUGAUAUGGUUGGAUUCAAACAUCUUUCGAAUCGAUGUGCUCAUGUCAUUAAGAAGAAUAUUACAUCCAUCGAGGAGGCAAAAACCAUCUACGAUUUAGCGAAAUCGUUUGAACACAUUCGAGCAUUUGAGCUUAUUAAGAUCUAUACCGUUCUAUAUUGCUAUUAUAAGGAAAUUUAUAGACAAAAUUUUGCCAAUGCACAAGAUUGGGCCGUUCCUGAAGAAAUGAAAAAGAACGAGCGUGUGGAAGACUUUACUUUACAAUCGACGUGUUCUCCUUCAGCUACUGUACAAAAGAACUAUUAUAGAAGUUAUGAGGAAUAUCGAAUAGUGUGUUAUGGUAUUGGAACAAAAUCUGGAGCCAAUCGAUUGCUCUAUCAACGAGCUCACAAAAAAUUUGACAACUCUACUCUCUAUCAAAAAGAUGGAAUUUAUUAUGGGCCCAUUUUGCACUGUGGAGUACUGACGAAAUCUUCACCAAUUAAUGACUCUGUUGGAAAAGUGAUCUUGUGUUUGUCUGUAUUGUUUGAAGGAGAUGUUGAGAGAGAACUGACAGAAAUUUUCAAUAAGAUUCCAAAACUUGUGAAACGCAGAGCAGUUCGUCUGUGUUUAACCAUGUGUGAUUUACCUCGUGCGGUGUGGAAAAUCGAUCGAGAUGCAUUAUUCACUCUCGCUAUUCGCCAUGGAAUUCUUGUCAUUGAAACUUCGGCAUUGUUGGGCGUUAAUGUUUCAUUUGAUUUCUAA
This is a messenger RNA of Naegleria fowleri, 1998 nucleotides long. RefSeq lists its product as uncharacterized. Lineage: Eukaryota; Heterolobosea; Eutetramitea; Acrasida; Naegleriidae. Gene Ontology annotation, molecular function: protein binding. The transcript has a single exon. The coding region runs from base 1 to 1998 and encodes 665 amino acids. The record is from RefSeq and is a predicted model, not a curated record.